UCAGCCUGGGAGGAAGGAAGGAAGUGCCCAAAUAAGCAGGAGGGGCGGCACGGCCCAGCUUGAACACCUUUCUUUGUCAAAGUCACAGGCACAAAGCCGCCAUGAAGACCAUCAGGGUUUUUAUCCUCCUCCUGCUUGCGUCGGUGCAUAUUUUUACACCAGUAUCAUCCAAUGAUAUUGUCGAGAACCAGACGUCAAGGAGUGCAACGACUGUCAAAGCCACGACAAAAAAAGCACUGACAAAGUCCGAGGCUCCCACACAAGCGCCGACGAGCCGGGCACCGGCCACGGUAGCGCCUCUGGCCCAAACCACUAUAAGACCUGUGAAAACUGUCCCGGCGAAGGCGGUGACGACUCCCGCGCCGACGCGGUUCCACGUGACGUCCAUCUCGUCGGCAGCAGGGACAGACGAGAAAAGUCGAUCAUCGACAGAAACUGUACCAAGAAACAGUACUCAGCCCAGCGGCGCCAGCUCGCAGACGAUUGCCGUGAACGAACAGACUCAUGGACCAAGUUCAACCAUGGCUGCAUUGCAACCUGACAACGUCAAGCCUCGACUCGAGACAGGCCUGACCACACAGAAAAGUCCAGGUCUUCAGGUCGGCGGCGGUGACAAAGAGACUGCAAAAGCAGCCACAGAUAAAAGACUUUGGUGGAUUUUACUGCCCAUCCUACUGGUCGUUUCCGCCGCCAUCAUCGUUUUCCGGUUCAAAUGCAAGAAGAUCCACGACCACACAGAGACGAUUGAUACCGGAACUGAGAACGCGUCUUUCCAGAGCCGCCCAGAAAGCACCAAAGACGGCGUCAUGCUUCUCGGCGUCAAGUCGUCAGGUGGCGAGGAGAACGCCACAAAAUGAAGAGGCCAAGCUGCUGUCCAGCCUCAAGUAAACUUUACAUGUUCACCUUGACCAAACAAAAUCCAAAGCAAUUUGGACAAUUGCCUUUAAAAAUAAAGUACUGUUUUUUUGUUUUGUUUUUUUAAAUUACUGUGUACAUCUUUGUGUGUAUAGAAGAGAGAGAAAAACUACACGCUGUUCGGAUAUUGAGAAUAUCUUUUUUGAAGAAUGAUUAAAAUAAAGCUUUUUAUUACUCAAA
Messenger RNA from Corythoichthys intestinalis (scribbled pipefish), 1095 nucleotides. Its product is annotated as salivary glue protein Sgs-3-like. NCBI's taxonomy places the organism in Eukaryota, Metazoa, Chordata, Actinopteri, Syngnathiformes, Syngnathidae. The transcript is spliced from 11 exons. Bases 102 to 857 code for a protein of 251 amino acids. The record is from RefSeq and is a predicted model, not a curated record.